CGGACUUCUGCUUUUAGCCAAAUCUUUCCGUUCACAGUUAUAAGAAAAUAAUACGGAAAUAAUCCAACAUUUUAAUGGUGUAUGUGUUUGAAAGAAACAUGACUUCAUAAGACCAGUAAACUGUUGUGAACCACGUCCAGUAGCAAAUGGAAAAAUGACAACAAUGGCUAAUUUUGCAGGUCAACUGGGUCGUCUCUGGACUGUCAAUGCCCCCUUUACCAUCACAAGAUGUCUGACACAGCUGAGCACACGCAAUCUAUCUGGACUCUGCAGAACUGGAAUGGCACCUUCAUGUUCGCAUAAUGCAGCUACUACCAGAACUAAAAUGUUUCAAAACCUUAGCAAAUCAAAUUUACUUUCUACUACACAAAGCAAUGUGAACACUUCUGGACCUUUUCGUUUCUGUCACACAUUACGGAACAUGCACCCAAAAGGUCCCACACCCAGCUUGCUGUUGGCGUCCGAGUUGAGAUAUUCAAGGACGGUGCAUAGAAAUGGAUUUUUGGCUUUGUUUGGAAUGAGAACAGCAUCGUUACAGUGUCGACGUUUGAUUUCCAGCGGGCAGAGGGAUGCUUGGAAACGACGCAAUCGUUCAGGGAUGCUCUAUGCAACAGCUAUGGUUGUUUUGGUUGUUGGUUUUUCAUAUGCUGCUGUACCUCUCUAUUCUGUUUUCUGUCAGGCUACUGGCCUCGGGGGUCAGAUCACACAGGGUCAUAACAUUGACCUAGUUGAAGACAUGGUACCCGUCCGCGGUCGGCCAAUAUCCAUCCGAUUCAAUGCCGACACAGCAGCCAGCAUGCAGUGGAACUUUAGACCACAGCAGUUGGAAAUCAAGGUUGUGCCAGGAGAAACAGCCCUCGCCUUCUACUCUGCACUCAACCCCAUGGACAAACCAAUUACAGGCAUCUCUACUUACAAUGUGGUGCCGUUUGAAGCGGGACAAUAUUUCAACAAGAUCCAAUGCUUCUGCUUUGAAGAACAGAGAUUGAACCCACAUGAGCAGGUUGACAUGCCAGUGUUUUUCUACAUUGAUCCUGAAUUUGCUGAGGAUCCUAAGAUGGCCAAGGUUGACACUAUCACUCUCUCCUAUACAUUCUUUGAGGCAAAGGAAGGACUUGUCUUGCCCGAUCCAUUCACCAAGCCAAAUGAAGUGUCAACAUGAUACCCACACAACCCAGUCACAACACAAAAUUAGAUUAUUAAAGGCAGUGGACACUAUUGGUAGUUACUCAAAACAAUUAUUAGCACAAAACCUUUCUUGGUGACAAGCA
Molecule: messenger RNA, 1271 nt
Organism: Asterias rubens (European starfish)
Lineage: Eukaryota; Metazoa; Echinodermata; Asteroidea; Forcipulatida; Asteriidae
Product: cytochrome c oxidase assembly protein COX11, mitochondrial-like
Exons: 5
Coding region: 155-1162 (335 amino acids)
Cellular component (GO): mitochondrial inner membrane
Molecular function (GO): copper ion binding
Source: RefSeq, a predicted model, not a curated record